CCCUUUCCAGCAGGGACACAGUAGGAAGUUUCUGCUGGGGUCUGCACUGGAACUAUACCACUAAAUCUACCCCUGUAUGACUAGGACCUAAGAAUUCUUGACAGGACCACAGAGAGUCUACAUGUCUAAUAUCUAGACAUGUUCAGCUUUGUGGAUACAAGAUUACUGCUGGUAAUAGCAGCAACGAUCCUAGCAGCAAAAUGUCAAGGAGAAGAAGACUCAUAUGACUUUUCCCAAUGCACCCAUGAAGGCAAAAGGUAUAAUGACAGGGACGUAUGGAAACCAGAAGCUUGUCAGAUCUGUGUAUGCGACAACGGAAAUGUACUCUGCGAUGAAAUAAUGUGUGAAGAUGCAAACUGCCCCGACCCAUCAAUCCCAGAAGGAGAAUGCUGCCCAGUUUGCCCUGGGGAUGAUGUUAAUGGUGAAAGUCAAGAUGGCCCAGUUGUUGAGGGCCCCAGGGGUGAUACCGGUCCAAAGGGAGAUAGGGGACUACCUGGCCCACCUGGCAGAGAUGGCAUCCCUGGCCCACCUGGACCCCCAGGCCCACCUGGCCUUGGCGGAAACUUUGCUCCUCAAAUGUCUUACGGUUAUGAUGAGAAGUCUGCUGGUGUUUCCAUGCCUGGCCCAAUGGGUCCAAUGGGUCCCCGUGGUCCCCCUGGCCCAUCUGGCUCACCCGGACCUCAAGGCUUCCAAGGACCCCCUGGUGAACCCGGUGAACCUGGCUCUGCUGGUGCUAUGGGACCCCGUGGCCCCUCAGGACCUCCAGGAAAGAAUGGCGAUGAUGGUGAAGCUGGAAAACCUGGCCGCCCUGGUGAACGUGGACCCCCAGGCCCACAGGGUGCCCGUGGUCUCCCCGGAACUGCUGGUCUCCCAGGAAUGAAGGGACAUAGAGGUUUCUCUGGUCUUGAUGGAGCUAAGGGUGAUACUGGCCCUGCUGGUCCCAAGGGUGAGCCUGGCAACCCUGGUGAGAACGGUGCCCCUGGACAAGUGGGUCCUCGCGGUCUUUCUGGUGAGAGAGGUCGCCCUGGUCCCCCUGGCCCUGCUGGUGCUCGUGGUAACGAUGGUUCUCCUGGUGCUGCUGGUCCUCCUGGUUCUACCGGUCCCAGCGGACCACCCGGAUUUCCCGGCGGUGUUGGCCCCAAGGGUGAUGCUGGUCCCCAAGGAUCUCGUGGUCCCGAUGGUCCCCAGGGUGCUCGUGGUGAACCUGGUGCUCCCGGACAAGCUGGCGCUUCUGGCCCUGCUGGAAAUCCUGGUACUGAUGGUCAAGCUGGUGCCAAGGGUGCCACUGGUGCUCCUGGCAUUGCUGGUGCUCCCGGAUUCCCUGGUGCCCGUGGCGCUCCUGGAAAUCAAGGCCCUGGUGGUACUCCUGGUCCCAAAGGAAACAAUGGUGAACCUGGUGCUCAAGGAAACAAGGGUGAACCUGGUGCUAAAGGAGAACCCGGCCCAGGUGGUGUUCAAGGACCCCCAGGUCCCCCUGGUGAAGAAGGAAAGAGAGGAUCUCGUGGUGAGCCUGGACCUGCUGGACUUGCCGGACCUGCUGGUGAACGUGGUGCCCCUGGAAGCCGUGGUUUCCCUGGUGCUGAUGGUGCAUCUGGCCCCAAGGGUCCCCCUGGUGAACGUGGUCCCGUUGGCGCUGCUGGUCCCAAAGGAUCUCCUGGUGAAUCUGGUCGCCCUGGUGAGCCUGGUCUUCCCGGUGCUAAGGGUCUGACUGGUAGCCCUGGUAGCCCUGGUCCUGAUGGCAAAACUGGCCCUGCUGGUGCUCCUGGUCAAGAUGGCCGCAGUGGACCUCCUGGCCCACCUGGUACUAGAGGCCAAUCUGGUGUAAUGGGUUUCCCUGGUCCUAAAGGAGCAGCUGGUGAGCCUGGAAAGCCUGGCGAAAGAGGAGUUGCUGGUCCCCCUGGUGCUAUUGGUGCCCCUGGCAAAGAUGGUGAAGCUGGUGCUCAUGGUCCCCCUGGUCCUGCUGGUCCCGCUGGUGAGAGAGGUGAACAAGGUCCCGGUGGAUCUCCUGGAUUCCAAGGUCUUCCCGGAUCUCCAGGUGCUUCCGGUGAGAGUGGCAAACCCGGUGAACAGGGUCCCCCUGGUGAUGUUGGUCCUUCUGGUCCAGCUGGUCCAAGAGGUGAAAGAGGUUUCCCUGGCGAACGUGGUGCUCAAGGUCCUCCUGGUGCUCAGGGACCCCGUGGUUCUAAUGGCUCUCCUGGUAACGAUGGUGCUAAGGGUGAAGCUGGUGCUCCAGGUAGCCCUGGUGGCCAAGGACCCUCUGGUCUUCAGGGAAUGCCCGGUGAACGUGGUGCUGCUGGUCUGCCUGGUUCUAAGGGUGACAGAGGUGACCAAGGUCCUAAGGGAAGCGAUGGUGCUCCUGGCAAAGAUGGCGCUAGAGGUUUAACUGGUCCUAUUGGUCCUCCUGGUCCAUCUGGUGCUCCUGGUGACAAGGGUGAAGCUGGUCCUGCUGGUCCUAAUGGCCCCAGUGGCGCCCGUGGUGCUCCCGGUGAACGUGGUGAGCCUGGUCCUUCUGGUCCCGCUGGAUUUGCUGGUCCCCCUGGUACUGAUGGUCAACCUGGUGCCAAGGGAGAACAAGGAGAUGCUGGUCUUAAAGGAGAUGCUGGUCCCCCUGGCCCUGCUGGUCCCACUGGUUCUGCCGGCCCUGCUGGUGCAAUUGGUGCUCCUGGUCCCAAAGGUUCUCGUGGCCCCGCUGGUCCCCCUGGUGCUACUGGUUUCCCUGGUGCUGCUGGACGAGUUGGACCCCCUGGCCCAUCUGGCAAUGCUGGACCACCUGGACCUUCUGGACCAUCUGGAAAAGAAGGACAAAAAGGACCUCGUGGUGAGACUGGCCCAGCUGGACGUGCUGGUGAACCUGGAACUGCUGGUCCUCCCGGACCUCCUGGCGAGAAAGGAUCUCCUGGUAGUGAUGGCCCUAAUGGUGCACCUGGUACUCCCGGACCUCAAGGUAUUGCUGGUACUCGUGGUACCGUUGGUCUUCCCGGACAAAGAGGAGAAAGAGGCUUCCCAGGUCUUCCUGGACCUAGUGGUGAACCCGGCAAACAAGGUCCAUCUGGCCCCAGUGGUGAACGUGGUCCCCCUGGCCCUGCUGGCCCACCUGGCUUAGCUGGACCUCCCGGUGAAUCUGGUCGUGAGGGUUCUCCUGGAUCUGAAGGUUCUCCUGGUCGUGAUGGUGCUGCUGGACCCAAGGGUGAUCGUGGUGAGUCCGGACCUGCUGGUCCUCCUGGUGCUCCUGGUGCCCCUGGCGCUCCUGGCCCAGCUGGUCCUGCUGGAAAGAAUGGCGAUCGUGGUGAGACUGGUCCUGCUGGCCCUGCUGGCCCCGCUGGUCCUGCUGGUGUUCGUGGCCCCGCUGGUGCUCAAGGCGCACGUGGUGACAAGGGUGAGGCUGGAGAACAAGGAGAGAGAGGCAUGAAGGGACACAGAGGAUUCAAUGGUCUUCCCGGACCACCUGGCCCCCCUGGUCAUUCUGGAGAACAAGGUCCAUCUGGUGCUUCUGGUCCCGCUGGUCCAAGAGGUCCCCCUGGAUCUUCUGGCAAUGCUGGCAAAGAUGGUGCUAAUGGUCUGCCUGGUCCAAUUGGUCCCCCUGGUCCACGUGGUCGUACUGGUGAUGUUGGUCCUGCUGGUCCCCCUGGACCUCCCGGUCCCCCAGGUCCUCCUGGCCCCCCAAGUGGUGGAUUUGACUUCAGCUUCAUGCCCCAACCUCCUCAGGAGAAAUCUGAAAGAUUAUACCGUGCUGAUGAUGCCAAUGUGAUGCGUGAUCGUGAUCUAGAAGUAGACACUACUCUAAAGAGCUUGAGCAAACAGAUUGAGAACAUCCGCAGUCCCGAGGGUACCAAAAAGAACCCAGCCCGCACCUGCCGUGACCUGAAGAUGUGCCACUCUGACUGGAAGAGCGGUGAGUACUGGAUUGACCCCAACCAGGGAUGCACUCUUGAUGCCAUCAAGGUCUAUUGUAACAUGGAAACUGGGGAGACCUGUGUAAAUCCUACACAAUCAAGCAUUCCACAGAAGAACUGGUAUACUAGCAAGAACCCACGUGAGAAGAAGCAUGUCUGGUUCGGAGAGACAAUGAGCGAUGGAUUCCAGUUUGAAUAUGGCAGUGAGGGAUCCGACCCAGCUGAUGUUGCCAUCCAACUUACUUUCCUCCGCCUCAUGGCCACCGAAGCUUCUCAGAACAUCACCUACCACUGUAAGAACAGCGUUGCAUACAUGGACCAACAAACUGGCAAUCUGAAGAAGGCCCUGCUCCUGCAAGGCUCCAAUGAUAUUGAAAUCAGGGCCGAGGGCAACAGCCGUUUUACAUUCAGUGUCACAGAGGAUGGUUGCACGCAACACACAGGACAAUGGGGCAAGACAGUCAUUGAAUACAAGACAUCAAAGACAUCACGCCUGCCCAUUACCGAUGUUGCACCCAUGGAUAUUGGAGCUGCAGACCAGGAAUUCGGAAUUGACAUCGGACCAGUCUGCUUCGUGUAAAAACAAAACACAAAUACCAGGACAGGAGAAUAUCUUGUGCGGACUUGAAAUUGUUGUUCCUCUCAUCUCUAAAACUGUUCUUGUUUCCGAAAGCAUUACACGAAAAAACAAACAGAUAGUCAUGCUUUGAAAAACAUCUCUCAAAGGACAGACCAAACCCGUGUGAAUUUGUGUUCACGGGAUGGAGAUUUUACACCUCUCCCAAUAUCUGUGCUCCCUGCUUACAUGAAUUGGCCUUUCUACAACCCAGAAGAAGUCCUCUCCACUUCGGAAAAAAUUGGAAUGUCCUUCCUAUGACUGUCCCUGGAUAUGAGAUGAGGAGAAUGUAGGAUCAAUGAUCCUAAAGUUACCAGAGUAGAAGAGGAGUAAACCAAAUCAUUUCAUGUAAUGCACCUUUUAAAAAAGAAAAAAUGUUUUUUUUUAUUUUCAUUUGUUCAGGUGGCAAAAAAAAUAAAUAUGAAAAAAAUUAAAUUGAAGGUGUGUGGAGAGUGUUUUGGAAUCAUGAAAAAGUAGUUUUUUCCUCUGGGUGUGAGUGUCUCCUUCUGCUUCUUGCUUCAUCAUUCUUGAAGUUUCUCCUCAAUGCUGAGCUUCAUCCUUGUCAUACUGAAAGCCCCACAGAUCAUUACGUUGAAGGUUCUUCCAGUGUUAGAAGGGUGAGCAGUGUAGAGUAUUAAUGCUUUUAUAUUCUGAGACUACCUCAAUGUCAUGUCCCACUCCAUUGGUGCUAUGGUCUCACUGCUUCUUUGAUGGUCUUCUCCACAGUAGCUUCAGUUUUUGGUGCUAAGCAAUAGAAGGAUCUAUUGUCCAUAUUUAUUCCCCCAAAUACCCUGCAACUUGAGGAAUUUAAGGUGCUAUCCUGUUCCACUCUUACCACUUCAUUUAAACCCCUUUCCCGUGAACACAAGGUCAUAAGGUCCUGUCUGUGUUGGUGUAAUUUCCACAUUCUUGUUUUGCUUGGUCCUCUUUUCCAUUCCUCCUCCUAAAUCUUCUUUUCUCUUCUUCUCCUUCCUGUCGCUGUUCUCCAUCUUUGUCCAACCCAAACCUAGACAGCGAUGCCAUGGGGUUUUAACUGAAACCAAAGGAUCUGUACCUGUUUGUAAUUGUAUAAUAAUUUGAGAUGUUUUUAAUUAUUUUGAUUGCUGAAUAAAGCAUGUGAUAUGGUCCAAAACA
Molecule: messenger RNA, 5643 nt
Organism: Pseudophryne corroboree (corroboree frog)
Lineage: Eukaryota; Metazoa; Chordata; Amphibia; Anura; Myobatrachidae
Gene: COL1A1
Product: collagen type I alpha 1 chain
Exons: 51
Coding region: 139-4473 (1444 amino acids)
Biological process (GO): skeletal system development; collagen fibril organization; notochord development
Cellular component (GO): collagen type II trimer
Molecular function (GO): extracellular matrix structural constituent conferring tensile strength; protein binding
Source: RefSeq, a predicted model, not a curated record